Messenger RNA from Penaeus monodon (black tiger shrimp), 1858 nucleotides. RefSeq lists its product as uncharacterized. The record is from RefSeq and is a predicted model, not a curated record. Lineage: Eukaryota; Metazoa; Arthropoda; Malacostraca; Decapoda; Penaeidae. Gene Ontology annotation, molecular function: protein binding.
CGUGGUUUGGAGAGGGUGGCAGUGGAAGCCGGGUUAUCGCAGUCCGUCCCUCGCUCGCUCGCAGCCUCGUGCCUGGCUGCUCCCCCUCCUCUCUCUCUUGGACUCGGCUUAUGUUCGUCUUUUUUUUUCGAAGUUUCUUUUUGUUUUCAUCCGAAUAGAAAGUAUAAGAAGGCAAAACGAUAAACGUUGUGUCGGCAGAUAUACAUUUUUAUUUAUUUUCUGUUUAUUCGCUUCAUCAAUUGAACAACACGUACGGAUUUUCUAGAGCGACAUAACAUCUCGCCAUGUGGAUGGGGUGUUGCUGGCAGAGUGAUACCGUCGGGCGGGAAAUCGAGAUGACAGAGAGUGGAGAAAACUUUAGUGUGAUAAAUUUUUCAUAGAAUGAAGUCGUCGGAUUCGUGAAAGGCAAAAGUUCUCCUUCCAAUAAGGCAUGAUAAGAAAGUUCCCUGAUCGCCGGUAUGAAUAACAAGGUCAAAGGUGAUAGUCUGCGAGCGGUGACCAGGUGUCCCUCAGUGUUGUUUCUCCUGUUGAGCCUCAGCAUAACGCUGGCGGAUCGUCACGCCGGGAUUUCCCUCUCCAGGAAUGCCUCUUCCCUCAAGGGCAUUCCAGUCAUGCGACACUUACCAGGACCGCAUGACCUUGGAUUACGGCCCGGCCCUGACAUGCGACGCCAAGAUGCGCUGGAAGCGGGUCAGGCACGUGUCCUGGGAGGGCGACAGGCAAGCGCCGGGCCCUCGGCAUCCGGCGAAGGAUCGAGGCUCGCAGGAAUCUCUCCUCCGUCUGAAGCCUUUCCUCACACUUCCUCACAAGGCGAAGGCUCAGGACCGCAGCCGCACUCUGCCCGGGCCAUUUCGGAGGCGGAGGAUUCCCACACUCAAGCGCAGGCUGGAAGUCGGUCUGUCAACAUCCCCAGUCGGAUCGAGGGCUGGCAAGAGGGCAGUAAUCUGCAGCCCAAAGAGCUGUCAACCUCCUCCCGUUCUCCCUCGCCGAACGACGUCGCAAGUUCGUCUGACACGACUGCGACUGAGACAGACAAUGGUGAUAACCCGGAAACACUGAUGGCUGAAUACACUGGCUCAGUCAGACAAACAGGAUACAGAAGGACACCAAUUCACCAAGCGAAUAAUGGAAACAAGAUCACAGAUUACAAAAGAACAGCUUAUCCGAAUGCCUUGGCAGAAGAGAACACCGUAGCAAAUGUCCCCCACCACAGUGCAAAAACCUUCCCUCCAGGCUACAGUGAAUAUCCGAACGAAGAGAACGAAGUGUUUGACGGCCAGCCAGCGAAAGAUUUAAAUGACAUAAUCCGAAAUGUAACGCAACCUCUUUACAGUGGUCGACAAAGUGAUAGAGAAACGGAUUGGCAAACCGAUAGAGAAACUGACACCCAUUCUCAGUUCACCAACAAAGUUCAAACGGUAACUGCAGACAUUUUGGACAUUCAGACAGACGAGAAAGAUAUAACCUACAAUCCAGGAGACAAUAACACUGAUAUCACAUACUCAUACAGUUACUACGAUGAUGACUAUUACUAUACAUACCAGGCCGAUUACUGCAAACCAGUUACGUGUUACCUGAGUCAGGAUAACGUUACCUUAGAACACGAAGAACUCUCAAUUUCUGAAUACAAAAUAGUCUGCAACAGUUCAUUCAGCUUGACCAAUCUUUCGUUCAUUAUGAAGAGAUCUUGUGCAUUUCUCACCACUCAGCUAGUUGUUACACACCAGAUGGAGCUAUGUGUCAUAAUGAAGUAUGACCUUUCCGACUACAGAAACCUGAUUAACCUGUCUAUCACCAACACAGCUCUCAACUACAUCGAGGACAGGAGCUUUGGGAAUCUAGUCAAACUGCAGACACU